CUGUACAUAAAAAGGUAACCUGGAGAGUAUCUAGUUGAGGUUUUGCUAGUUGUGGGAGCCUUAGAGUGUGUUAGGCAGGGACAAUAGUUGCAGUUUGGGCAAUUCAACACAAAUCAAAACGCUAUAGUUAUGUUAUAGUGAAACGCUAUGUCGUAGUCAUGGGAAAAGAUAAAGACUAUUUAAAUGAGCAUGGGUAUACCAAAGUAGAAAUGGUUGGCUUAGGGGGAUUUGGCAAGGCGAUAUCCCAAGAAAAUGGAAAAAAUGUCAUUAUCAGGAAGGUGCUAUCAAAUGAAAAGGCAAAAAAAGAAGUGUCCAUCCUUCAAGCCAUGGACCAUCCCAACAUUGUACACUAUACAGAAUUCUUUGAAGAGCAAAAAAGCCUAUACAUAGUGAUGGAGUACUGUGAAAGUGGAGAUCUUUCAGAUAGAAUCAAGGAUCAGAAAGAGAAAAAUAUAAAUUACACAGAGGACCAGAUUACAGUGUGGUUUGUGCAGAUAUGCCAGGCUUUGGAGCAUGUGCAUGACAAGAAAGUCAUGCACAGGAACAUAAAGCCACAGAACAUCUUUUUAACAAAGAAUGGACAAAUAAAACUGGGAAAUUUUGGAAUUUCAAAAAUAAGCCAAAGUUCUGAUGGAUUUACAUGGACACAAAUUGGAACUAAAGUUUAUAUGUGCCUGGAAGUUUUAAAUAAUCACCCUUACACAAACAAAUGUGACAUGUGGUCUUUGGGAUGUGUGCUCUACGAACUAUGCAUGCUUCAACACUCAAUGGGGAAGACUUCUAUCUCCAAGAGUUAUUCCAGUGAGCUUCAGGACCUGGUGAAGGAGCUACUGAUGAAGAACCCUGAAGAUCGACCAUCUGUGAAGGAAGUACUGCAGAAACCCUUCAUACAGCGACAUAUGCAAAGAGCCACCACAGCCAAGGUCAUGCAAAAUGUGGAAAUGGAAGAAGCGAUCGGUGUCACUGACAGUGAGAGCAUUUUGGCUGACAGAUCCGAAGAGGAUGCAAUUGCUGCAUUUAAUUAUUCUGUCCUUAUACUCUCGACAUACUCAGAAAAAUGUUUUGAUGAUCUUCAGAAAAUCAUCAAAGAUUUGUAUGCCUUGGCUGAUGAGUUUGAAAACCAACACAAGAACUCCACCAUAGGCAGUUUGAGUGGGGGUGUUAUGGGUGCAGCAGGUGGGAUAACCUCCAUAGUGGGUUUAGUUCUGGCUCCUUUCACUCUUGGUGCCUCUCUGAUCGUCACUGGAGUGGGAAUAGGGGUAGCUGUGGCUGGUGGGGCUGUUGGUGCCACUUCAAACAUAACUGGCAUGGUCGAACAAUCCAACUUUCGCAAGAUUGUGGAAGAGAAAUGUCAGGAGUUUAACACCAAAAUAGACCCCAUGAUUAUGGCUCUUACAGAAAUUGAAAGUUGCAGUACAUCUUUCCAGCAGUUUCUUAAUGAUGAGUCAACUUCAUCCACAACCGGUAUGGUGGUUUCCAGGGCUUUCAAAUUGGGUGGUGUAGUACCAGAGGUGGUGCGUCUGGCUCAGGUAGCGAGCAUAGGCAGAGUAGCUGCCCAGGCAGCUAAAGCGGUGCGUGUGGCAUCAGCACUCACAGGGGUCCUGUCUGGGCUCUUCCUCAUCAUGGAUGUAGCCUUCAUAGUAAAAGAUUCCAGAGAGAUCCAUGAAAUCAAUACUAUGAGAGAAAACAGUAACACCAAUGCCAAUCCAGGAAACUCAGGGACAAGAACAAGCAGUGCUGAUCUACUGGAAGAAGUAGAAGAAGAGAAAGUUCCCAGGUCAAACACAUUAAAACUAAUAAAAGAAAUCAGAGAGAUUGCCGGACAUUAUCAGACAGCCCUUGAUGAGGUGAGAAUAGCAAAAACUAUGUUAGAAAGUGAGCAGACAAAAUGUUCCUAUUAGGAAACGUCAUCGCGUUCUUCAAUAUUGUCUCCAACAUAUCCCACUGGAUCCUCAGAUUUUCUCAAAGGGGUGAAGGAACCUAGUCCUGUAAAAAACAUCUGUGUUGCGACAUUUUCAAAAUAUUUUCUAAAGUAGCAUAAAUUCUGUGCCUGAUUGGUAAAUGAUAUGACUUGCAUUAUCACAACUGUAAUGAACUUUACAUUUUACUGUUAUGAUAAUUGUUACUCAUUUUUGUAGUAAUUUAGCCAACGCUUGAACCUCUAAGAUUAUAUUCCUGCUGUCCUUUUUGGUGGUGGUGGUUCAACACUUGUGGAAAUGAAACCACGGCACCUAUUUACUGAUACAUAAGCUAGCGUUAAGGCUCAAACAGAGUUCUCUUUAAUGUUUGUAAAUAUUAAGGAGAUGUUUUCUGCUAAGCUCUAAGUGUAUUUUCCAUAUAUGUCAUUUCUAUAUGCAUUGAACAUAUAUUACAUAUUGUAUUUUAAAACAUGAGCAUACUUUGAAUUAUGUGUUUCAUCUUAACCUGUGAUGUUCUGUGAAACAAAUAUUAUGAUUGUACUUGAUACUUUUCUUUGUGUAAUAGUUUGUGUUUGUAUUUGACCUUCUAUCCAUAUGCAGAACAUAUAUAUACAUCUAUAAAUUAUUCUAUUAUACAAUACAAGAAGUGCCAGACUGAUUCUGAAUCUUGUAUUAGAAGUGCCAGACUGAAUCCGAAUCCUGUACUGGAAGUGCCAGACUGAAUCUGAAUCCUGUACUGGACGUGCCAGACUGAAUCUGAAUCCUGUACUGGAAGUGCCAGACUGAAUCCGAAUCCUGUACUGGAAGUGCCAGACUGAAUCCGAAUCCUGUACUGGAAGUGCCAGACUGAAUCUCUGCUUCCCCACAGUGGCCUGCAGCUGCACCAGCAUCACACUCAGGUCCCUCAGCUCAGCA
Messenger RNA from Hypomesus transpacificus, 2834 nucleotides. Its product is annotated as calcium/calmodulin-dependent protein kinase II-like. NCBI's taxonomy places the organism in Eukaryota, Metazoa, Chordata, Actinopteri, Osmeriformes, Osmeridae. Gene Ontology annotation, biological process: lipoprotein metabolic process; lipid transport; protein phosphorylation. The coding region runs from base 159 to 1901 and encodes 580 amino acids. Gene Ontology annotation, cellular component: extracellular region. The record is from RefSeq and is a predicted model, not a curated record. Gene Ontology annotation, molecular function: protein kinase activity; lipid binding; ATP binding. The transcript is spliced from 11 exons.